Coccomyxa subellipsoidea C-169 is the source of this 1815-nucleotide messenger RNA. RefSeq lists its product as hypothetical. Gene Ontology annotation, molecular function: oxidoreductase activity. Gene Ontology annotation, cellular component: plasma membrane. The transcript has 13 exons. The record is from RefSeq and is a predicted model, not a curated record. Bases 1 to 1815 code for a protein of 604 amino acids. NCBI's taxonomy places the organism in Eukaryota, Viridiplantae, Chlorophyta, Trebouxiophyceae, Coccomyxaceae.
AUGCUGAUGCUCCCCAUCUUUUCACUGUGUCUCUUUGCAGCCUGCCGGCGCACAAUGACAAUUUUGCGGAGCACGCCCCUGGACUACAUCAUUCCCUUUGAUGAUGCAGUGCUGAACAAUUUCACAGCGUUCUACGUGAGCCACCAGAUCUUCUUCCUGGUGUUUGUGCUGCUCUUCAUGCUCCACCCGGUGCCCAAGUACAGCCACGUGCGCGGCAAGCGCCAAUUCCUGCCCAUUCCCUACUCUUGGAUGUGGAUUGCCUGGCCGUUCGCACUGUACAUUGGAGAGAGAAUCUACGGGCUGUUCCGAGGCCGAUCCUGGGACACCCAAGUCAUGGGUGCCUCCAUCCUAGACCCUGGCGUGCUCACUCUUGAGCUGUCAAAGCCACCUGGCUUCUCCUACAUACCUGGGCAGUACGUCCUGAUCCAGUGCGGUGACAUCAGCAAGUACGAGUGGCAUCCCUUCACGCUGACAUCAGCGCCCGACGACAACUUCCUCCAGCUGCACAUCGGCAAUGCUGGGGAUUGGACUGGGGCGUUGCAUGCGCGCUUCUGCGCGAGCAUCCAGGUGGUAGAUGAGAGCAAAUUGCAGCCUGAGGCUAUACCAGAAGCGGGGAGCAGUGACGGAGGAGAAUCUCCAGGCAUCAGUCAGCAAGACAGCGCAAUGGAAUUUCACCGUGCGCAGAAGACGCUGGAGCAGCCAAAGUGCCCUUCCAAUGCACCUCAGGUCACCAGUCCUUCCCCAAACAAGCUGCCUGAGGAUCAGACAGGAAAUGUGCACCCUGGAGUUCCCACUGUCAAGCCUUCCGAUGCGCCAAAGCAGCUGGAUUCUGAGAUGACGGAUUUCAUCAGUCAGAACAUGGGCAGCCGCCGGCCGCGCGCCAGGGUGUCUCUGUCCAGCGAGAAAUCUCUGUCUAACGAGCGGGUCUCCUCCGAGUAUGUGAUCACCAUCCGCGAGUCGCCAGACACGGAGGUCAAGGACCUGUGCAGCAGCACCCACCAGAUCGCGCCGGUGCCGUCAAAGUCCUACAUCUCCUACGUGCGAUCGACAGAGGCGGAGUCGCAGCUGCAGCGGAUGCAGAGCAUGCGGCGGCGGGAGAGCAGCCGGGCGUGGGAGGGCGUUCCUGCCCCUGACAUGGCUCGCAGCAUCCUGCAGCGCAUGAGCAGCAACAAGCUGCGCCGCCUCGAGUCCAUGCUGCAGCGCGCUUCAACACUCAGCGCUCCCGCACAAGCGCCCCGGCUGAUCAUCGACGGUCCCUUUGGGGCCCCCACGCAGGAGCACGCCAAGUUCAGGAAGGUGGUGCUGAUCGGUAUGGGCACGGGCAUAGCGCCCAUGCUCUCCAUAAUGCGCGACACCCUCCACCGACUGGCAGCCCUGCCCGACGACCCGCCAGGCGGCCUCGAGGCUGGUGGGCAGACGGAGACGGUUGAGCAGCGCAAGGCAUACAUGCAUUGGGUGGUGCGCGACCCGCGGGCUGCCGGCUGGCUCAAAUACGAAUUCGAAAUCAUGAGCCUGCUGGACCUCACUGGGGACGUCUUCAAAUCACACAUCCACAUCACUGGAACGAGCACCGAGGAGGUCAAGUCGCCCAAGGCGUGGGAACCUGACCCGCAGAUACACUCCAAUGUGGUACUCACGAGCGGCAGGCCGGACUUUGAGGCCAUAUUCAAGGGAAUCCAGGCUGAAGUCGGCAGGGCUCGCGUGGGAGUCUUCCUCUGCGGCCCUCUGCCAGUGAAAGGCGCUCUGAGGAAGCUGUGCGCGAAACUCACAAAGGCCGGCGACACAACCUUCAAUUUCUACGCUGAGCAUUUCUGA